This is a messenger RNA of Moneuplotes crassus, 958 nucleotides long. The record is from the annotation of a GenBank genome assembly. Lineage: Eukaryota; Ciliophora; Spirotrichea; Euplotida; Euplotidae.
AUAGCAAACAUGAAUAUGGAGCAUGACAAUGAUUUUUCCACUUCUUGUGCUAAAGUAGAUGACAGCAUGAGAGAUUCUGGAGGGCAAGCCAAGGUAGAUAAUGAACCAGCUUUAAGCGAAAGAACUAUGCAAAAUCAGGAAUCAAAUGGUAUUCCCAAACCUAGCUCUGAUCAUAAAUAAGUCUGACUUGGAAUCCCUGAUGCAAAAUAAUAGCCAGAUGAGUGAGAAGAUUACCAAGUACAAGGAGUUCAGGUCAAGAUUGCAUCAUCCGAGCGAGUACCUUCUAGAGUCAAACAUUCAGAAAUCAUUUAGGAAUACCCAUAAGAGUGAUGCUGGUAUGAAACGAGAUUUAAGAGAAAACUCUUCACACGAACGUAAGAGCAUGCCUCCUCUUAUUGAGAUUUCUUUCUCCCAGUUUGAUUUGAUGAUAUAGAGAAGAGAAUGAUCUGCAGAAUCCGAGAGAUUAAUAGCAAUCCCUUGUAUAAGGACCUCAGUAUAGAGGAAAAAUAAAGAAAUGAUGAAAUCUAAUGUUCCUCUAAACCUUAUACGUCAGUUUGAGAAGAAAGAGGAGUCUGAAGGCUCUGAACAUGAAGAGGUCAAAAAGUCAGAAAUUGACCUUAUGAAGACAAGUGUAGCUGACCUUAACAAAAGUCUGAGCACUUUUAGGAGAAGUUUUGUUAAUUUCACUAGUAACAAGAAACUUCCGAGAUCCAUCAGUCCUUCACGCAGAGACCCUUCUGCUGAUAACAAAAAGAUCGGAAGGGCAAGCGCUAUGAAAGACAGGACACCCCCAUCAAGGGAUUUGAAAGUUGGACAGAAUGCUUUUAGCAAUCCAGACCUUGAGAGAGGAUCAAGAGGAACUAUACAAAGAGCCAGAGCUGGGGGUAAUUUUCCUGUAUCAUCUCUAUAGUAUAUUAUUCAUAACAUCUUACAGAAAAUUACUCCUCCUCCUUUAUCU